Messenger RNA from Neohortaea acidophila, 3313 nucleotides. RefSeq names its product FACT complex protein. Gene Ontology annotation, biological process: positive regulation of transcription elongation by RNA polymerase II; transcription elongation by RNA polymerase II. Gene Ontology annotation, cellular component: FACT complex. Gene Ontology annotation, molecular function: nucleosome binding. Lineage: Eukaryota; Fungi; Ascomycota; Dothideomycetes; Mycosphaerellales; Teratosphaeriaceae. The transcript has a single exon. The coding region runs from base 116 to 3181 and encodes 1021 amino acids. The record is from RefSeq and is a predicted model, not a curated record.
CACCCACGCUCACUCUCUUACCACCGCCCCCCUCUCAUCACCGUCACACCCCUCCUCGUCGCCGCGACAAGCCCCAUCUCACAUCACAGCGGCGUCAUCGCAUUCCAUCGCCACGAUGGGUGACGAAGUGAGCAUCGACAAGGCCAGCUUCCACACCCGCCUGUCCUCGCUCAUCACGCAGUGGAAGGCGGACAAGCGCAGUGGCAACAAUGUCUUUGGCGACGUCGGCAGCAUCGUGGUGGUAAUGGGCAAGAGUGACGAGGCACAAUCCUUCCACAAAACCAACGCCACCCAGUUCUGGCUGCUGGGCUACGAGUUCCCCGCUACCCUCUUCCUCUUCACCCUCGAGGCCAUGUACAUCGUCACCACCAAGAAGAAGGCGGCGUACCUCGACGUGCUCAAGGACGGCAAGAUCCCCAUCGAAAUCAUCGUGCGUGGCAAGGACGCCGAGGAGAAUGCCAAGCAGUUUGAGCGCUGCCUGGAUAUCAUCAAAAACGCUGGGAAGAAGGUCGGCGUGCUCACCAAAGAUGCUUCCACCGGCCCGUUCGUGCAGGAAUGGAAGACUGCAUUUGGGGACAUCAGCAAGGAUGUGGAGGAAGUCGACAUCGGCCCCGCACUCUCGCAAGCCAUGGCGGUCAAGGACGAGAACGAACUGCGAGCCAUCAGCAACGCGUCACGUGCUUCGGCCAACGUGAUGCAGGACUACUUCAUCGAUGCCAUGUCGAACAUCCUCGACGACGGCAAGAAGAUCACCCACAAAGCCCUCUCGGACCGAGUCGAGGGCAAGCUGGACGACGACAAGUUCUUCCGCGCCAUGAAACUGCCGGCGAACUUCGACGCUCUUCAGCUGGAUUGGAGCUUUCGGCCGAUCGUGAUGAGCGGCGGCAACUUCGAUUUGAAGAUGGGCGCCGAGCCGGAUGAGAACAACCUGCACGCGGGCGUCAUCGUCUCUUCGCUGGGUAUGCGAUACCAGAACUACGCCGCCGCGGUGGCACGGACGUACCUUGUCGAUCCCACGAAAGCGCAAGAGAACAUGUACAAGCUGCUUCUGAACGUGCACGAGACCGUCAUCAAGGAGAUGCGCGAUGGCGUCGUGGCCAAGGAUGUCUACGCCAAAGCCCUCAACCUGGUAAAGGCAAAGAAGCCCGAGCUGGAGAAGAAUUUUGUGAAGAAUGUCGGUGCUGGCAUCGGAAUAGAAUUGCGCGACAGCAGCCUCGUUCUCAACGCCAAGGAUACGCGGACGCUCCGGGAUGGCAUGACGUUCACCGUCACCACCGGCUUCUCCGACCUGGAGAACAAAGAGGCGACCGACAAGAAGCGUGACGGCACGUAUGCCCUCCUGCUGACGGACACGGUGCGCAUCACCUCCGGCAACGAUGCAUACGUCUUCACCAAGCACGCGGCAACGGACACGGAGACCACGUUGUUCUUCUUCAACGAUGACGAGGAGGAGGAGAAGAAAGAGAAGCCGAAAGCGAAGAGGGACAACCGCACGGCGAUAGCAUCGUCGAACGAGCUCAAGACCCGCACUCGUGGACAAGGCCAGGCCACCGUGAAUGAGGAAAAGGAGAACGCCCGUCGCGAUCAUCAGAGGCAGCUGAGGGCCAAGAAACAUCGGGAUGGACUGGACAAGUAUCGUGAAGGGCACGGCAACUUGAACGGGACGGAGGUGAAGAAGUUCAAGCGGUUCGAGUCGUACAAACAACACAACCAAUUUCCCUCACGAACUCGGGACUUGAUGGUGGUGGCCGACCCAAAGACCAACUCUAUCCUCGUGCCGAUCAUGGGCCGUCCAGUGCCCUUCCACAUCAACACCCUCAAAAACGCGACGACGAGUACCGAGGGGGAUUUCUGCUACCUCCGCAUCAACUUCCUCUCUCCCGGCCAAGGCGUGGGACGCAAAGACGAUCAACCGUUCGAAGAUCCAGCGGCCCAGUUCAUCCGCUCCCUGACGUUCCGUAGCAGAGAUGUGGACCGCAUGGAAGGCAUCAAGGACUCCAUCACCGAGAUGAAGAAAGCAGCCGUGCGCAAGGAGCAGGAGAAGAAGGACAUGGAGGACGUGGUGGAGCAGGACAAGCUGAUCGAGAUUCGCAAUCGCCGUCCCAUCCGCCUGGAAAACGUCUUCAUGCGUCCGGCGAUGGAGAGCAAGCGCAUCAGCGGUGCGGUGGAGAUUCACCAGAACGGUCUCCGUUAUCACCAUCUCGGCGGCGGUCAGAAGGUCGAUUUGCUGUUCAGCAACGUCAAGCACCUGUUCUUCCAGCCCUGUGUGGGCGAGUUGAUCGUUAUCAUCCACGUGCAUCUGAAAGACCCCAUCAUCAUCGGGAAGAAGAAGACGAAGGAUGUGCAGUUCUAUCGCGAGGCCACCGACAUGCAAUUCGAUGAUACGGGCAACCGCAAGCGGAAGCAUCGCUACGGUGACGAAGAGGAGUUCGAAGCGGAACAGGAGGAGAAGCGAAGACGGGCACAGCUCGACAAGGAGUUCCGCAACUUCAGCGAGAAGAUUGCGGACGCUGGAAAGGGCGACGGGCUGUCUGUGGACAUGCCGUUCCGUGACUUGGGCUUCAACGGUGUGCCGGCUCGCAGCUCCGUGACGAUCAUCCCCACGACGGACUGCCUGGUGCAGCUCGUGGAGCCGCCGUUCCUGGUCAUCACGCUCACCGAGAUCGAAGUGGUGCAUCUCGAGCGAGUGCAGUUCGGGCUGAAGAACUUCGACAUGGCGGUGGUGUACAACGACUUCACCCGCCAACCCACCCACAUCAACACCAUUCCGGUGGAGUCACUGGACAGCGUGAAAGACUGGCUCGACAGCGUGGACAUUCCCUUCACCGAAGGCCCGCUCAACCUCAACUGGCCGACGAUCAUGAAGACCAUCAUCUACGAUCCGCACCUCUUCUUCGCAGAAGGCGGCUGGGACUUCCUCAACACGCAAUCCGAUUCGGAAGACGAGGAGGAGGAAGAGGAGGAGAGUGCGUUUGAAGUGUCCGAUGCCGAGCUCGCUAGUGGCGAGAGCAGCGAGGACGAGUCGGAAUUCGAUGAUGACGCUUCGGCCGAGGCCAGCGAGGAGGAAGUGAGUGAGGAGGACGAAGGAGAGGACUGGGAUGAGAUGGAGACGAAGUUGAAGUCGAAGAAAGAGCGUGCGGAGGAAGCCGACGAGAAGAAGGUCAAGAAGGGCAAGAAGUAGAUCCCUCUUUUCCUACCGUCGACGACAGGGGCAUCGAUUGGUCUGCGGGCUUGCGGUGAUUGCUGCAACGGUUAGUAGCAUAUGAUAUCUUAAAAAAAUAUGGAUUUCACGCGAGACUCUCGCGACGUGUUG